This is a messenger RNA of Colossoma macropomum (tambaqui), 1523 nucleotides long. RefSeq names its product Kv channel interacting protein 4 (gene kcnip4). Bases 364 to 1038 code for a protein of 224 amino acids. The transcript has 8 exons. Gene Ontology annotation, molecular function: calcium ion binding; potassium channel regulator activity. The record is from RefSeq and is a predicted model, not a curated record. Gene Ontology annotation, biological process: regulation of potassium ion transmembrane transport. Lineage: Eukaryota; Metazoa; Chordata; Actinopteri; Characiformes; Serrasalmidae. Gene Ontology annotation, cellular component: voltage-gated potassium channel complex.
ACGAGCAGCCAGACUACUACCAAAGUGUGUGUGUGUGUGUGUGUGUGUAUAUGUGUGCGCAUGAGAGCACAGUGUGUGAAAGCGUGUGACGGAGAGAGAGCUGAGGAGCCACGCGCUGCUUGAAGGCUUACAGAUAGGUAUAGCUAAGAGAGAGAGGAAAACUCAGCAUCUUGGGGAAAUAUUUUUAUGAGCUGAUCCUCGUGAGCCGGCAGCCUCAUCCUGCAGCGCCGUAUGACCACGUCACCUCACACACUCAUACACAGCUGCCGAUCGCAGUUUCAGGAAGGGAAGUUAUCUUUUAACGCGCAGCCCUCAGAGGAUCCCAAGGCAGGAAGAGUCUCCAGCAAGUGACAACUCUCAGAAAUGAGCUGCAGGAAGAGAUGCAAGAGAGAAUUCCUGAAGUUUGCCCAGUACCUCUUCAGACUCAUCACCGGCACCCUUAAUGCAGACAGUGUUGAGGAUGAGCUGGAGCUGUCGGCAGUGCGUCACCGACCUGAGGGUCUGGAGCAGCUGGAGGCUCAGACGCGCUUCUCUCGCAAGGAGCUGCAGAUCCUCUACCGCGGCUUCAAGAACGAAUGUCCAAGUGGUGUGGUCAAUGAAGACACAUUUAAGGACAUUUACGCUCAGUUCUUCCCACAAGGAGAUGCGUCCACAUAUGCACACUUUCUGUUCAAUGCGUUCGACACAGACCACAACGGCUCAGUGAGUUUUGAAGAUUUUGUAAUGGGUCUGUCCAUUCUCCUCCGAGGGACAGUCCAGGAGAAACUCAACUGGGCCUUUAACCUGUAUGAUAUUAACAAAGAUGGAUAUAUAACGAAAGAGGAAAUGUUAGACAUCAUGAAAGCCAUCUACGACAUGAUGGGCAAAUGCACAUAUCCUAUUCUUAAAGAGGAAACUCCAAGACAACACGUGGAGAUAUUUUUCCAGAAAAUGGACAAAAAUAAGGAUGGAGUGGUCACCAUAGACGAGUUUAUAGACUGCUGCCAAAAUGACGAGAACAUCAUGAGAUCGAUGCAGCUUUUUGAAAAUGUCAUUUAAUACCUGAAUGGACAAAAUGUCUCUGGUGGCUGGCCAGCGCUGACUGGGACCUUUCUGCUGAUUUCCUCAUCAAGACAAAUCUAUCUGAAUGGAAGUCACACAAUCAAUCCAUAAAACACCAUCUCUCUGACUCAAACCUCAUUCCACUUCCUCUCAUUACAGCAUUUGUAAUUAAAGUAUUAAAGAAUUAAGGUUCUUUCCCCCCGCAGUUAUUACUUUGAAGGAUUCUGUGCAAAUGGUACAUUGCACACCCCCUUACUUGUCAAAUAAGAGGGCAUUUGGGAAAGGAGUGCUUUUAAAGGGCGCAUAUCCCAAAUUUGUUGUACGUUUUUUUUUUUUCCCCCCUGAGGUCAACUUUGUGUUUGUGUGGCUUUAUGUAGUAGGAGUCAUAAUUCAGUUUUACUUGACCAUUUUCAAACUCUGUUUAUCUCUUAGAAUUAAACAGGCUGUUUUUGUUACUGUGCCUUUAAGACUGACAUGUAAAU